AUGGUUUGGGUCAAACCGGACCAUCUGAUGGUCUCCCAGCCGUUCUGGUAAGACCAAAAAAAAAUUAUGUCGUUUUUCCAGGAUAAAUGAACGGGCAAAUCUGUUUUUUGUCUUACAAAAGAGGAAAGCACAGGGCAAAGGACUUGGAUCACUUUUUGUAGCUACCAUCGAUUCAGUUUUUGAUACAAAAUCCCUGCCUUUUCGUAUCAUCUAUCACUAUGAUGGAGAUGAUCUGAGUAUCUCAACAGGUAUUUUUGUAUCGAUUUUCCUCUUGAUUUCUAGUCGUUGCUGUUGCUCUGAAUUCAAGUGAAAUCCAAACACAUUGGGAUUAUUUGGAGAAGAAUGUUUUACCAGUCCUGGCAAAAUUCGAGACCGAGGCCGAAGCCAGAGAGUUUGUAAUGACCAAAGUCGAAAGCUUGUUGGAAGCCGAGAAGAAUAAGAAACAAUCAUCUGAGACAGAAGUGUCCAAGGAUCUGGUGUUGCAUAAGUUUCACAAGAUUUUCGAUUUACCGACCGAAGAAAAAUUAGUCAAUUGUAAGUUAUUGAAUUAACAAAUUAAUCGAGUCGAUAACAGAUUAUGCCGGUACAUAUUGGAAGGGCAGGACCCCGUUUCAAGGAAAACUUUAUUUCUCGGUCAAUUUUUUGUGUUUUUACAGUUUCUUGGUGGGAAAGCAAACCAAGAUUCAGAUCCGUUGGACCGAGAUUACUGUAAGUUGUCUGCUAAACGUAUAUCUUUUGAAUUUUAGAAAUUGGAGAAGAAUGCGCCUCUCCUCUUCCCUCAAACUUUUACCGUUGUUACCCGAAGCGAAACCUACGACUUUUCAUUACUGGUCAGCUUCAAAGAGGCAUUCAAAUUGGCCUCUCAAUUGGCAAACAUGGCCAUGAAACAGUAUGUUUUUAUUGAUAACUUUCGGAGGAUUAAUUUAUACAGUCGAUAUCAAAAUUAUCCUUAAGAAAUGCUGAACUCAGAGUGUGUGGACCACGGUACUGA
Molecule: messenger RNA, 991 nt
Organism: Bursaphelenchus xylophilus (pine wood nematode)
Lineage: Eukaryota; Metazoa; Nematoda; Chromadorea; Rhabditida; Aphelenchoididae
Source: the annotation of a GenBank genome assembly